UCAAAGAUGAUGUCCGCUGCGGAUCAGUUGGAGCGCGAUCAGCCGCCCAGCCGUUGUCAGGUGGACUGCUCAGCCAACGUAGCGGCAGGGUGUAGAAACAAGGCCAACUCAGGCCAGAGGAACGGAGAGACUGCGUCAUCCUCUCCGGAGAGCGGGAGCUUGAACGGAGACGCAAAGCGAACCGGGAAAAGCCGCCGCCGCAGGAAACGCUCGUCCAACCCUGAGAGCCGACCCGAGGGGAAGGUUGAGAGCAAAGUCAAGAGUGAGGAGAAGCCGAAUAAAGCUACGACGGGCCAGAGCCAAGCGUCUGACCCCCGAGCCGCUCUGAUCGGCCUGCAGUCCGAGUGCGCCAACGUUUGGUUUGAGCGAAGCGUCUACGAGCGAGCGGAGAGUCUCUACCAGAGCCGGCUGGCGAGCUCCUCCAACUCCAAUGUGACCGCCAAGACCAACGGGUCACCUCCGUCUGCUGGGAAACACUCCAACUCUACGGCAUCCACUGCCGCCACCCAGGCUCAACCCUGUCACCACGGCAACCAGGUGGCCUGCCAUCACGUGGUACAAGACGUGUGGGUGAACAAGGCGACCUUCGACCAAGCCGAGCACCGUUUUGGCGAAGAGUCGGCGCAGCUGUCCGUCCCAAACUCUCUGGAUCUCCCGACCGCGUCCAACCGCUCCAACACACCGAGGACCCCAGAUGAAGGGUACCAAUCUCUCGCCCCGACUCCCGCAACUCCCGCGACCCCCGUCACCCAGCAGGCAGCGGUCACGCCGACUAAUCGGCAGUCGAUUAACGGACUGCCCCGCAUCCCGGUGGGGCUUCUCAGAGGGGUUUGGUUAGAGAAGCCGCUGUACGACCGAGCCGAAGCAGCCUUCUACCAAAAUCUCUACGGCAACAACUCGUCCUCCAAGAGAUCCAGCUGCGCCUCCGCCUCCAGAAGUAGCGACCCGCCUCAAAGCCUUGUAGAAGAAGAAGAGGAGGAGGAGGAAGAGGCGGCGGAGGGGGGAAAAGGAGCAGGCGCGCAGGGUAAAGCAGCGGACGUCUUCCACGCUCUGCACCCGAUCCAGGAGGAAGAGGAGGGGGAGCCAGCGGGGGCGGCAGCAGCAGCGGCGGCAGCGAUGGAGACCCCCGAGAAAAAAGGCGGCGCAUCGGGGUCGGGACUCUGCUACUUCCUCCACCCGGACAGCGAGCGGGUGUGGCUGGACAAGUGGCGGUACGAUGCUGCGGAGAGCCGUUUCCACGGUUACAGUGGGAGCGAAGCCCCGGCGGCGAAGGGGAAGGCGAAGGGUCGGAGGCCGGAAGCGGACGCCUCAUCUGUUGCCUCCGCCGCCCCACUGAGGGACAAGUAUGACCAAAAGCCGGAGAACGGAGCCGCUUCAGUUCCUCUUUCAUCCUUUUUUUUUUUAAAGAUGAGCACCCUCGACUUUCUAGCCCAGGAGAAGAUCUGGUUUGAUAAACCACGUUACGACGAGGCCGAGAGACGCUUCUACGAGCGAAUGAACGGCACCACAGAAUCAACGCAGGAUGUCGGAUCCAACUCCAUCCUGCAAGACAUUGCUCGGGCUCGGGAGAACAUCCAGAAGUCUCUAGCAGGACUGAAGACUACACUGUGUAACAGAAGGUCUGAUCAGCGUUCCCUGAGCCAACAAUCCCAGUUCAGCACCACCAGCAGCAGCCCAGCUGAUCAAGGAGAAAUCAUCUCUCGCAUCAAGAGCCUGGAGCUGGAGAACAACAGCUUAAACAAAGUGGUGGAGGACUUGAGGGCCGCACUAUCCAAACUGGAAUGUCGAGUAGCAGUUUUGGAGAAAUCACCCGCAACUGUAACUCCUGCAGCUGCUCCGGCUCCUGCAGUCCCCUACACAAACGGCACUACCGUCCAGCAGAAAACCAGCAAACCAGUUGACGACGAUGAGGAGGAGGAUGAUGAUGACGAUAUUGACCUGUUCGGCAGCGACGAAGACGACGAAGAGGCAGAUAAACUCAAAGAGCAGAGGUUGAAAGAGUACGCAGAGAAGAAAGCCAAGAAGCCCGGCCUCAUCGCCAAGUCCUCGAUCUUACUGGAUGUCAAACCUUGGGAUGAUGAGACGGACAUGGCGAAGCUUGAGGAGUGUGUGCGCUCGGUGCAGGCUGACGGUCUCUUAUGGGGGACGUCCAAACUGGUUCCCGUGGGUUACGGCAUCAAGAAGCUCCAGAUCGCCUGCGUGGUGGAAGACGACAAGGUGGGAACGGACCUGCUGGAGGAGGAGAUCACCAAGUUUGAAGACUACAUCCAGAGUGUGGAUGUAGCAGCGUUCAAUAAGAUCUGAUCCCAGUACGUCUCGUCCUGUCUGUCGUCACGCCUCGUUUCUCUGCUGAUUGUGUCAACGGUUAAUAAUAAUGAU
Messenger RNA from Scomber japonicus (chub mackerel), 2379 nucleotides. RefSeq lists its product as uncharacterized. Bases 7 to 2304 code for a protein of 765 amino acids. The record is from RefSeq and is a predicted model, not a curated record. NCBI's taxonomy places the organism in Eukaryota, Metazoa, Chordata, Actinopteri, Scombriformes, Scombridae. Gene Ontology annotation, cellular component: cytosol; eukaryotic translation elongation factor 1 complex. The transcript is spliced from 9 exons. Gene Ontology annotation, biological process: translational elongation. Gene Ontology annotation, molecular function: translation elongation factor activity; guanyl-nucleotide exchange factor activity.